AUGGACUUACCAUCUAUAAGUAAGUAAAUAACUCAAUUAGUCACAGAAUUUUACUAAACAAUUUUUUAGAAGAUUUGCAAAUUAAUAAUGAAGAAAAUUUAAUUGAUAUCACAACGACAUUUUUUGAUUCAAUAAAAUCAAUUACAAACAACAAAGUUGUGAAAUCGGCCCCAUUUGAAUUAUUGGAAGGUACUAGAGCAUUAGAAGUAUUAAAUCCAAGAUUAGAUACUGGUAUAAUUGAGUUAUCAAAAGAUGAAACCUUAUUUGAUUGUUCAAAGCCCCAGUCGAUUGAUUCGAUAAUUCAAAUUCAGUUAAAAUUAUAUAAAUGUUUGAUUAAUUGGUUGGAGAAAGAUAGUUUACCAGUAACAAUAUUGAGCUGUAGAUAUGUUUCAACAAUUUUGGAAAAUUAUUUGAAAAACCCCACGGAAUUAUCAUUCAUAGAUACAAGAAUAAAUAGUAAACAUGAAGAAGGGAUUGAAUUUUUAUUAGUUCAUAAGGUCUUGAAAAGUUUUGUUGUUGCAUUGUGUAAAUUUAUUGGUUUCAUUAUUAAUAUCUCAAAUAGUUUAUUAUAUGAAGAAGAAGAUCUCAUUACUAGAAACAUGAAUUUCAAUUUUUUACAAACCAUACCCGUUGAAAAUAUAUUAGAUGAAUUAAACGACACAAUUGAGUGGAUAUUAUCUAACGAGACUGAAUUUGAUCAAAAUACAAGCACAAUAAUUAUCCAAUUAAAAAUUAUGAAAUAUUUAAAUACAAUUGAAUCAAAAAUACUAAGUACAAAAAUCAAUUUCCUACAAGAGAGUGAUAAAUUUGAACUAUUCACAUUUUGUAAAGAUGCAGUAUCCGAAAUUGAGAAAUUAAAAGGUAAAGAAUCAGAUGAAAAUCUUUUACCAGUUGGUGCAUUUUCAAAAUUUAUACAAGUAGAUUUACCAAAUAGAAACAUACCUGCCGAAUUAACAGAUAUAGAUUUAGAAACAACUUAUAAUCAUCUAAUUAACAUAUUUUCAACUAUUCAUACAUUUACAAAUCAAGCUAAUCAAAUAAUUGCCAUAAAUCAGUUACAAGAUUUCUUGUAUUACAACAUUAAGUAUCCAAUUUCUGACUCAAAAUUUUCAGUUUUUUCAAGAGGUCUAUUUCAAUUGUUUUUCAUAAGAGAUGAUAAAUCAAUAUUUGGAAGUCACGAAAUGACUCUUACAAAUUUAGUAGUUGAAUUAGUGGAGAAUUUGAUAGGUAAAAACACAAUCAUAUUACUCAAUUUUGAGUCAUGUCUAUCACAAUUGAAUUCUACUCAAAAGGCAGAGUUACUAAAAUUAUACAACCAGAAUCUUAACGAUUUAGAGAGUGGAAUAUAUCAUAAUCUUUGUGUUUAUGGUGCUAAUUUCUGUCGUUCACAACAAUUGAUAUCAAAAUCAUUGGAGCUUUGGGAUACAAUACAGGUAUCAUGGGAACCUUUUGAAUUUCAUGUAUUUAACAAAUUACAAUUUGGAGAUAUUUUGAAAACUGGAGAGGGUGCAAUCAGUAUUACUUCAUACAUAUAUUAUAGUAAGAUGUGUUCCAUGUUUGAAUUUUUAAUCAAUGGAUUUGAAACUGAAGUUUAUAAACCAUUUGAAUAUUAUUUAAUAUAUUGGUAUGGUGAAUAUUUAUUAUUAAACAUUAUACAACAUUUAAAAGAUAGAAUUAUAAAUAUUAUACUAGGUAAGAUCAAUUAUAUUGAAACUACGAUACCUAACAAAAUUAAAAAGUUGAAAAAUGGACCUAAAAAGACACAGUUGAAACAAAUACAGAGUUAUAAUCAAGAAGUAAUCAUACCGCAAUUGACCAAAACUUUAAAUUAUAAUCAAGACUACUUAAUUAAAUCGUAUGAGGUAAUGAGGCAGUUGAUAAACUGUCAAAUUUCAUACUUAAUUGUUCUUUCCAAAUUAAAAUUGAUGGAUUUUUCACAACCAAGUCAAAGUUUAACAUCUCAAGAACAUUUAUAUUAUCUUAGAAUGAAACCUUAUUCAUCAAUUGGCAUACCUGAAUUUCCCAAAUUUGAACAAUUUCAAAAAAUAUUGAAAAUUACAGAACCACAGUUGGAUUUUAAUGGAUUAAUGAAAAGCAUUGAAUUAUUAGCGAAAGCCAAAAAUGGGUUGGGUGAUGUUAUAAAAGAUUAUGAAUCAUUGACUAGAUAUAUCCAAAAUGAUAAGCACAACUUCAUAAAAGACUCAUUAGUGGUAACUUGGUAUCAACAAUUGAUUGAAUCUGCAAAAUUGUUGGAUUCUAAUAUUGAUAAAUUGUCAAAAAUCAUACAAGCUCAUAAAAAUGAUUUAUCCAAUGUUUCAAAUCUGUACAAAAAUGAAAUCACCAAAGGUAAACAUAAAUAUUUUCCAAAUAUUUCAAUUGUAAAUAUUUAA
This is a messenger RNA of Insectozyma verbasci, 2390 nucleotides long. NCBI's taxonomy places the organism in Eukaryota, Fungi, Ascomycota, Pichiomycetes, Serinales, Debaryomycetaceae. The record is from the annotation of a GenBank genome assembly.